AUUGUUCAACAGCUUCUUUCAAGUAAACGUGAUCGGGACACACUGGACGUCCUUCUCUCCAAAGUCACAAGCAAAAGCACGGUCUUGAAACUCAGAGGUACAAAGUGCAAGAAUUCUCUGCUUACUCAAGAGACGAAGUUAAAUCACGACAUAGUGCAUUUUAAAGGUAUCGAAAAAGAAGCACUAACAGUCAGGAAUGACAUGACCACCCAGCAGCAAAACAAGUUUAGCCGUCUGUUACUUAGGAAGCUAAAAAUCAAACAAUUAAAAUCACGUAUAGCAGAAGGCAGAGGUCGUAAACUAAAAUGCGAAGAGUUUCCUGAGUUACCUGUGCUUCUAGAGUUUGCCUUUGGAGAUGGUGAUAGGCUCUGACAUGGUGGGGGAGGGCUGGAGGCUCACUCAAAACUGUACAAUGAGACAAUGUACAAGGCUAGUGACAACAUGACCGUAAUGAGAGAAGCACUGGAUCUUGUAUGUUCCCUAACACCAGAAGAUUUUAAGAUCAGUUUAUCGUGCCUUUACACUUACACGAUGAAUUACAAGCAAAGAACGGCUCGAGCGAAGAGGCAUCACCAUGGA
Porites evermanni is the source of this 579-nucleotide messenger RNA. Lineage: Eukaryota; Metazoa; Cnidaria; Anthozoa; Scleractinia; Poritidae. The record is from the annotation of a GenBank genome assembly.